Messenger RNA from Nicotiana attenuata, 1035 nucleotides. RefSeq names its product ethylene-responsive transcription factor 5-like. Gene Ontology annotation, biological process: ethylene-activated signaling pathway; regulation of DNA-templated transcription. Bases 16 to 972 code for a protein of 318 amino acids. The transcript has a single exon. The record is from RefSeq and is a predicted model, not a curated record. Gene Ontology annotation, molecular function: DNA binding; DNA-binding transcription factor activity. NCBI's taxonomy places the organism in Eukaryota, Viridiplantae, Streptophyta, Magnoliopsida, Solanales, Solanaceae.
CAAAGCCUAACAAAGAUGGAAAUAUCAUCCCUUGAUCAAUUCCCAAAUUUUGAUUUCUUGCAAGAUCAAUUUCCAUGGGAAUUUGAAUACUCCGACCUGAUCAAUGGCCAUGUUGAUCAGAUACCAAGAAGUUCGUCAUUCUCGGAGACUAAUUCCUCUAAAGGAAGUAGCGAAGAAGGGCUCGAAGAAGACAGAACUAGUCUUCCUUCUCACCUUCUUAAGGAAGUAGAGCGUGGGGAAAGAAUUCCAUCGUUCAGUCGAAGGGGACAAGUUAGCAUCUUUGAUCAGAUAUCAAGAAGUUCAUCAUCCUCAGAGAGUAAUUCCUCUAAAGGAAGUAGCGAAGAAGGGACCGAAGAAGACAGAACUGGCCAUCCUUCUCACCCCACUAAAGAAGUAGAGCACGGUGAAAGAAUUCCACCGUUCAGUCAAAAAGGACAAAUUACCAUCUUUGAUCAGAUACCAAGAAGUUCAUUAUACUUAGAAACUAAUUCCUCAAAAGGAAGUAGUGCUGACGAAGAAGUGACAUCAUAUUCCAUCAAGAGAAAAGACGCAGAAGCAGACAAAAAGGAAUUAAAAGAUGAAGAAAAGCAUUAUAUAGGAGUUAGAAAAAGGCCAUGGGGGAAAUAUGCAGCAGAAAUAAGGGAUUCAACAAGAAAUGGAAUUAGGGUUUGGUUAGGGACAUUUGAUACUGUUGAAGAAGCUGCUUUAGCUUAUGAUCAAGCUGCAUUUUCAAUGCGUGGUCCUUCAGCAUUUCUCAAUUUUCCAAUGGAAAAAGUCCAAGAAUCACUUCAAAAUAUUAAUAUGAAUUCUAACCAAUUAUUAGAUGGAUUGUCUCCAGCUGCUGCUUUAAAGGAAACACAUAAAAUGAAAAUGAAAAAUGUGAAAAGAAGAAGAAAUAGGAAGAAGAAGAAAGCAGUUUUGGUUUUUGAGGAUUUGGGUGCGGACUUAUUAGAAGAACUCUUAAUGAGUUAGUUAUAAAAUCAACGGCGGAGCCAGGACUUGAACGUUAUGGGUUUUAAGUUCUAAAAUGUUAGU